AAUCGACGUCGACGGUAUUGUUUUUAGCAACGGAGUAGAGAAAAUCGGCAAAAAGAUCGGGCAAAUUUGGAAAACGGAAAGAGCACGAAUAUCGGGAAAAAAAGAGAUGACGAGUAGUGUAAAUUAAUCGGGUAGUUUUGGAUCGCCCACCUCUACAGUUGAUUGUUGUUUCCAAUGUUCAUUUUAAAAAGCUCCCAUUUUUCAACCUUUGCUUUCGAUUCUUUUCCCCUGGUAAAGAAUCCGCUGUCUUUCAUUGUCAGAGUUUUGGGUUUGGGCCAUUUUAGCAGCAGCUAAUAUCCCCAGUCUCUUGACUGCCAUUGCGGAGAUUUGAAAGAUAGAUAAUUAGUUAUCCCUCUGAUUCUUUUGCUUUUGCUUUUUUUCCUUUCUUCAAUCGUGCUUUUAGGGUUUUUUUUUUCUUGCAACGGGAAUCAACAUUUGCAGAAAUGUCCGUUGCGAAUGUUGCUUGGAGGCAGGUGAGUCAAGAGCCGGUUCCUCCUGCUACCGGUUUUUGCAAGAACCAAGCGGCGGCUGAUUCCAUCUUGAUUUACCUCUCGAUCGCCGGUUCGGUGAUCCCGAUGCGGGUCCUGGAAUCAGACCCGAUUGCCUCGGUCAAGCUUCGGAUCCAGACGUGUGAAGGGUUUGUAGUGACGAAACAGAAGCUUGUUUUCGGAGGCAGAGAAUUGGCUCGUAACGAUUCGCUUGUUAGAGACUACGGCAUUAAAGGAGGUAAUGUUUUGCAUCUAGUCUUGAAACUUUCCGAUCUUUUGCUCGUCACUGUGCGGACGAGUUGUGGUAAAGAAUUCGAACUUCAUGUUGAUCGGAAUAGAAACGUUGGGUAUUUGAAACAAAGGAUUGUUAGAGAAGGGAAGGGUUUUGUUGACGUUAAUGAACAGGAAAUCUUUUUCAAUGGUGAAAAAGUCGAUGACAAAAGGUUAGUUGAAGAUCUGUGUAAAGAUAAUGAUGAUGUGAUUCAUUUGGUUGUUCAGAAAUCAGCUAAAGUUAGAGCUAAGCCCGUCGAGAAAGAUUUGGAGCUUUCGGUUACCGCUGAGUGUGAUUCCGAUGAGCGAAGAGGACGAAUUGUAGGAGGUGAACAAGACAAGCCCGAGGGGCUUCAAAUUGUGACACAAGAACAAACUGUCAGAGAUUUUUGGCUGGAACCUGUUCUCGUUAAUCCUAGAGUGAAAUUGCCUUCAUUUGUGUGGGAUAUGAUCGAUUCGACAUUCGAAGGAUUGCUGGUAGGAAACCGGCCGAUCAGAUCAUCCGAAGGGACCGGAGGGACUUACUUCAUGCAAGACAACUUCGGGUUCGAUUAUGUUUCGAUUUUUAAGCCUAUUGAUGAGGAGCCUAUGGCUGUAAACAAUCCACAGGGGUUACCUGUUUCAACCAAUGGUGAAGGGUUGAAAAGGGGUACCAGGGUUGGAGAAGGAGCUUUAAGAGAAGUGGCUGCUUAUAUAUUGGAUCAUCCCAAGAGCGGACCGCGAUCUUUGUCCGGCGAGAUGUUGGGGUUUGCCGGUGUACCUCCUACAUGCAUGGUUCAAUGCUUGCAUGAAGGAUUCAACCAUCCUGAUGGAUAUGAAUGCUCACCUGAGAAUGUUAAGGUCGGAUCCUUGCAGAUGUUUAUCAACAACUCCGGGAGUUGUGAGGACAUGGGUCCUGGUGCAUUCCCUGUAGAGGAAGUGCACAAAAUCACCGUCUUCGAUAUAAGAAUGGCAAAUGCCGAUAGGCAUGCCGGGAAUAUCUUGAUCGGAAAAGGGGACGAUGGCCGGACUGUUCUUAUUCCAAUUGAUCAUGGCUACUGCCUGCCUGAGUGUUUUGAGGAUUGCACAUUUGAGUGGCUCUAUUGGCCACAGUCACGGCAGCCUUACUCAUCAGACACCAUUGCCUACAUAAAAUCACUAGAUGCUGAACAAGACAUUGCACUUCUGGAAUCGUACGGCUUGGAUGUUCCUCUCGAGUGUGCACAGACACUCCGAAUCUCCACCAUGCUUUUGAAGAAAGGGGUCGAGCGAGGCCUCACUCCGUUCGCUAUCGGAAGCAUCAUGUCCAGGGAAAACAUAAACAAGGAAUCUGCAAUCGAGCAGAUGGUUCAAGAAGCUUGGGAUUCCUUACUUCCAGGCGUGAGUGAAGCUGCAUUUAUUCAGAGCAUAUCGGAAGUCAUGGAUACUUGGCUUGACAAGAUUGAAAGAUUGAAUACACCCUAGUUCUUUUGUCAUCCACAAAAAUAACUAGGUGCAAUUUCUUUCCUGCUUUCCACAUUAUGAUGAGUCCAUUUUUCUGGACUGCAAAUUAUGAGAAUUAGGUGGCUUGACAUGCUUUCAUUUUUU
This is a messenger RNA of Hibiscus syriacus, 2324 nucleotides long. Its product is annotated as phosphatidylinositol 4-kinase gamma 2-like. The coding region runs from base 444 to 2201 and encodes 585 amino acids. Lineage: Eukaryota; Viridiplantae; Streptophyta; Magnoliopsida; Malvales; Malvaceae. Gene Ontology annotation, molecular function: protein binding. The record is from RefSeq and is a predicted model, not a curated record. The transcript has 2 exons.